AUGGCCGAGCAAGUCGAGAAGUCCUUCCAGAAGCAGCCGCUGUUCCACAACAGCAAGGUCGCCACCACCUCGCGCAAGGUCGCCGGCAAGGACCGCAGGUGGACCAAGGAGGUCGGCCUCGGCUUCAAGACCCCCCGUGAGGCGAUCGAGGGCACCUACAUCGACAAGAAGUGCCCGUUCACCGGCCUCGUCUCGAUCCGCGGCCGCAUCCUCACCGGCAAGGUCGUCUCGACCAAGAUGACCCGCACCAUCGUCAUCCGUCGCGAGUACCUCCACUUCGUCCCGAAGUACUCUCGCUACGAGAAGCGCCACAAGAACAUGAGUGUUCACUGCUCGCCGGCGUUCCGCGUCGAGGUCGGGGACUCGGUCACCGUUGGCCAGUGCCGCCCUCUGUCGAAGACCGUCCGCUUCAACGUCCUCCGCGUCCAGAAGCAGAAGGUCAAGGCGUUCUCGCGCUUCUAA
This is a messenger RNA of Rhodotorula graminis WP1, 462 nucleotides long. RefSeq lists its product as uncharacterized. Gene Ontology annotation, biological process: translation. Gene Ontology annotation, molecular function: structural constituent of ribosome. NCBI's taxonomy places the organism in Eukaryota, Fungi, Basidiomycota, Microbotryomycetes, Sporidiobolales, Sporidiobolaceae. The transcript has 4 exons. Gene Ontology annotation, cellular component: cytosolic small ribosomal subunit; ribosome. The record is from RefSeq and is a predicted model, not a curated record. The coding region runs from base 1 to 462 and encodes 153 amino acids.